CGUACAAAAAUAGUACCGAUAUCAAAUAUUUUCCGGAUAUUUACAUAAUUUCUUUCAAUUUUUCGUUCGAUAAACAUAUUUUUUUCAAUAAAUAUUUUCAUUAUUUUCUAUGUGAUUUCAAUAGUUUUAAAAUUACGAAAAAAAAAAUUCGAAUAAGUGUUUAGUCGGCAUUUAACCCACUGUGUAUGAAAAACUAUAUUGUCGACGCCAUGUUGGGUGUCGUACGCUAAAUUGUUCUGAAAGAGUGAAGCCUGUCAUUACACUAUUGUCAAGAAAGCAAGUAAUGACUUAUUGAAAAAACGAAAGUACACCACCAGUUUUAAAUUAGUUGCAUCAAAGGUUUUUCAAAUUUCUGUCUAAUUUUGGACAGUUGUUUUCAAUAUAGUUUCAACGGAGUCAAAUACUCCUUUUUUCAAAAUGACUACGCAAUUGCUACCGAUUCGAUUCCAAGAACAUUUACAGUUGUCAACUGUUGGAAUAUCGCAGGCCAAUGUUUCGUUUAAUACGCUUACGAUGGAAUCAGAUAAAUUUAUCUGUGUCCGUGAGAAAGUUGGUGAUACCGCACAGGUAGUUAUAAUCGAUAUGAACGAUCCAACAAAUCCUAUACGAAGACCAAUAAGUGCCGAUUCAGCGAUUAUGAAUCCAGCAUCAAAAGUGAUCGCUUUAAAAGGGAAAGCUGGUGUUGAAGCACAGAAAACAUUACAGAUUUUUAAUAUUGAAAUGAAAUCAAAGAUGAAAGCACAUACAAUGUCGGAGGAUGUUGUAUUUUGGAAAUGGAUAUCGUUAAAUACAUUAGCAUUGGUGACAGAAACAUCAGUGUUUCAUUGGUCCAUGGAAGGUGAUUCAACACCUGUUAAGAUGUUCGAUCGUCAUCAAUCUUUAAAUGGAUGUCAAAUUAUUAAUUAUCGUACAGAUCCGAAGCAAGCUUGGCUUUUGUUAGUGGGUAUCUCAGCACAACAAAAUCGUGUUGUCGGUGCAAUGCAAUUGUACUCCGUUGAAAGAAAAUGUUCACAACCAAUUGAAGGACAUGCAGCAAGUUUUGCAACAUUUAAAUUAGAAGGCAAUGCUGAACCAUCAACAUUAUUCUGUUUUGCGGUACGAACAUUACAAGGUGGUAAAUUACAUAUCAUUGAAGUUGGACAACCGCCAGCGGGUAAUCAACCAUUCCCGAAAAAAGCUGUUGAUGUGUUUUUCCCACCAGAAGCACAAACAGAUUUUCCAGUUGCAAUGCAAGUAUCAUCCAAAUAUGAUGUUAUCUAUUUGAUUACCAAAUACGGUUAUAUUCAUAUGUACGAUAUUGAAACCGCUACAUGUAUUUAUAUGAAUCGUAUUUCUACGGAUACUAUUUUUGUAACAGCGCCACAUGAAGCUAGCGGUGGAAUCAUUGGUGUAAAUCGCAAAGGUCACGUGCUAUCAGUAACCGUUGAAGAAGACAAUAUAAUCCCAUACAUCAAUUCCGUAUUACAAAAUCCAGAAUUAGCUUUACGUAUGGCUGUACGUAACAAUUUAGCGGGUGCUGAAGAAUUAUUUGUACGCAAAUUUAAUUUACUUUUCCAAAAUGCUCAGUACGCUGAAGCAGCUAAAGUUGCUGCAAAUGCACCAAAAGGUAUAUUACGUACACCAGCAACAAUACAACGUUUUCAACAAGUUCCUGCCGUUGCCGGACAAACAAGUCCACUAUUACAAUAUUUUGGCAUACUACUUGAUCAAGGUCAAUUAAAUCGUUACGAAUCAUUAGAAUUAUGUAAACCAGUAUUGUUACAAGGCCGAAAACAACUAUUAGAAAAAUGGCUAAAAGAAGAGAAACUAGAAUGUUCCGAAGAAUUAGGUGAUUUAGUUAAACAAGCAGAUCCAACCCUCGCUUUAAGUGUAUAUUUACGUGCGAAUGUACCAAAUAAGGUUAUACAAAGUUUCGCUGAAACUGGCCAAUUCCAAAAAAUUGUUUUAUAUGCUAAAAAAGUGUCUUAUACACCAGAUUAUAUAUUUUUAUUACGUCAAGUUAUGCGAACCAAUCCUGAUCAAGGUGCAAGCUUUGCUAGUAUGUUAGUUGCUGAUGAUGAACCAUUAGCGGAUAUUAAUCAAAUUGUGGAUAUAUUUAUGGAACAAAACAUGGUACAACAAUGUACGGCAUUUUUAUUGGAUGCUCUUAAAAAUAAUCGUCCCAGUGAAGGACCAUUACAAACACGUCUUCUUGAAAUGAAUUUAAUGUCAGCACCACAAGUUGCUGAUGCAAUUUUGGGUAAUGCAAUGUUUUCACAUUACGAUAAAGCUCAUAUUGCACAACUUUGUGAAAAAGCUGGUCUUUUACAACGUGCUUUGGAACAUUACACCGAUUUAUAUGAUAUCAAACGUGCUGUGGUGCAUACACAUUUAUUACCAGCCGAUUGGUUAGUUGGAUUCUUUGGAACAUUAUCCGUUGAAGAUUCACUAGAAUGUUUGAAAGCUAUGUUAACAGCAAAUAUUCGUCAAAAUUUACAAAUUUGUGUACAAAUUGCAACCAAAUACCAUGAACAACUUACAACAAAAGCUCUUAUUGAUUUAUUUGAAAGCUUUAAAAGCUACGAAGGUUUAUUCUACUUUUUGGGUUCAAUUGUGAACUUCAGUCAAGAUCAAGAAGUACACUUCAAAUACAUCCAAGCUGCGUGUAAAACUGGACAAAUUAAGGAAGUUGAACGUAUUUGCCGUGAAUCCAACUGUUAUAAUGCUGAGCGUGUAAAGAACUUCUUAAAGGAAGCGAAAUUAACCGAUCAAUUACCUUUGAUAAUCGUUUGCGAUCGUUUUGAUUUCGUACACGAUUUAGUUUUAUAUUUGUAUCGUAAUUCAUUACAAAAGUAUAUCGAAAUUUAUGUGCAAAAGGUCAAUCCUUCUCGUUUACCAGUUGUUAUUGGAGGAUUACUUGAUGUCGAUUGUUCUGAAGAUAUUAUUAAAAAUUUAAUUCUUGUUGUUCGAGGACAAUUCUCAACUGAUGAACUUGUUGAAGAAGUUGAGAAACGUAAUCGUUUAAAAUUAUUAUUACCAUGGUUAGAAUCGCGAGUACAUGAAGGAUGCGUCGAACCAGCAACACAUAAUGCUCUAGCUAAAAUCUACAUUGACAGCAACAACAAUGCUGAACGAUUCUUGAAAGAGAAUCAAUGGUACGAUAGUCGUGUAGUGGGAAGAUAUUGUGAGAAACGAGAUCCUCAUUUAGCAUGCGUAGCUUACGAACGUGGACAAUGUGAUCGAGAAUUAAUCGCUGUUUGUAAUGAAAAUUCUUUAUUCAAAUCAUUGGCCCGUUAUUUAGUACGACGUCGUGAACCUGAAUUAUGGACGGAAGUUUUAUCUGAAAGUAAUCCAUUUAAACGACAAUUGAUUGAUCAAGUUGUACAAACAGCUUUAUCUGAGACACAAGAUCCUGAAGAUAUUUCUGUUACUGUGAAAGCAUUUAUGACAGCAGAUUUACCAAACGAGUUGAUUGAAUUGUUAGAGAAAAUUGUAUUGGAUAAUUCGGUGUUCUCCGAUCAUCGUAAUUUGCAGAACUUGUUGAUUUUAACUGCGAUUAAAGCUGAUUGUAGUCGUGUCAUGGAUUAUAUUAAUCGUUUGGAUAAUUAUGAUGCUCCAGAUAUUGCAAAUAUUGCAAUUAACAAUCAAUUGUAUGAAGAAGCUUUUGCUAUUUUCAAGAAAUUCGAUGUUAAUACAUCUGCUAUUCAGGUAUUAAUUGAACAAGUAAACAAUUUAGAUCGGGCCUACGAAUUUGCUGAACGUUGUAAUGAACCAGCUGUAUGGAGUCAACUAGCUCGUGCCCAAUUAAAUCAAGGAUUAGUUAAAGAAGCAAUCGACAGUUACAUAAAAGCAGACGAUCCAUCAGCAUACAUGGAUGUUGUAGCAAUUGCAAGUAAAGCCGAUAGUUGGGAAGAUUUAGUUCGCUAUCUACAAAUGGCACGUAAAAAAGCUCGUGAAUCAUACAUUGAGAGUGAAUUAAUUUAUGCGUACGCUCGUACCGGCCGUUUAGCUGAUUUAGAAGAAUUUGUUAGUGGACCGAAUCAUGCUGAUAUCCAAAAGAUUGGUGAUCGUUGUUUCGAAGAUAAAAUGUACGAUGCUGCAAAAUUAUUAUACAACAAUGUCUCAAACUUUGCACGACUUGCAAUCACUUUGGUACACUUAAAAGAAUUUCAAGGUGCUGUUGAUGGUGCCCGCAAAGCAAACUCUACACGUACAUGGAAAGAAGUAUGUUUCGCAUGCGUUGAUGCUGAAGAAUUCCGUUUAGCACAAAUGUGCGGUAUGCAUAUUGUAGUCCAUGCAGAUGAGCUCGAAGAUUUAAUCAAUUACUAUCAAGAUCGUGGACAUUUUGAGGAAUUAAUUGGAUUAUUAGAGGCCGCACUUGGUUUGGAACGUGCCCAUAUGGGUAUGUUCACUGAAUUGGCUAUUUUAUACUCGAAAUAUAAGCCAGCACGUAUGCGAGAACAUUUAGAAUUGUUCUGGUCUCGAGUCAACAUUCCAAAAGUGUUACGUGCCGCUGAACAAGCACAUUUAUGGGCUGAACUUGUUUUCUUGUACGAUAAAUAUGAGGAAUAUGAUAAUGCAGUACUUGCUAUGAUGGCACAUCCAACUGAAGCAUGGCGUGAAGGACAUUUCAAGGAUAUUAUUACAAAAGUUGCUAAUAUGGAAUUGUAUUAUAAAGCUGUGCAAUUUUAUUUAGAUUAUAAACCGUUGUUGUUAAAUGAUAUGCUUUUGGUUCUUGCACCACGAAUGGAUCAUACUAGAUCGGUCACUUACUUCACAAAAACAAAUCAUUUACAACUUGUCAAACCAUACUUACGUUCAGUACAAAGCUUAAAUAAUAAGGCAAUAAAUGAAGCACUAAAUGGUUUAUUAAUCGAUGAAGAAGAUUAUCAAGGUCUUCGUACAUCAAUCGAUGCAUUCGACAAUUUUGACAAUAUAGGUUUAGCUCAAAAAUUGGAGAAACAUGAAUUAACAGAAUUUAGACGUAUUGCCGCAUAUUUAUAUAAAGGCAACAAUCGCUGGAAACAAAGUGUUGAAUUAUGUAAAAAAGAUCGUUUAUUCCGUGAUGCAAUGGAAUAUGCGGCUGAAUCACGACAAGGUGAACUAGCUGAAGAAUUAUUAGGAUGGUUCUUAGAGCGUGAAGCAUACGAUUGUUUUGCUGCAUGUUUAUACCAAUGUUACGAUUUAUUACGACCCGAUGUUAUAUUAGAACUUGCAUGGCGUCAUAAUAUUAUGGACUUUGCAAUGCCGUACAUGAUACAAGUCACACGAGAGCUAGCGACAAAAGUUGAACGAUUAGAGCAAGCGGAUGCACAACGACAAAAAGAUGUUGCCGAAGAGAAACCACAAAUGAUGAUGCCUGAACCACAGUUAAUGUUGACAGCUGGUCCUGGUAUGGUAUAUCAACCUCAGGUAGCUCAAGUACCUGGUUACGUUCCAAACAUGUCCUAUCAAGGUUAUGGGGGCAUGUGAGGAUUCGUAAAUCCCACACCUUCUUCUAGGUCAUCACCUUAUUUCACGUUGCCUAAACAUUGAAUAAUAAAAAAAAAAGAGAGCAUAAUAAAAUUUAAAUUUAUUUUAUGUUUCGGCGAGGCAAAAGUAUAUAAUUCCUUUAAGAUUCGCGCUAGAAUCGUAAUUUUUUUUUUUGUGGAAAGAAAGCUUUACAUAUCUGGACUAACAUCUAACGGAGUAACAUAUAUAAUCUCGAAUUAUAUACUUUUCGCGUCCACAAAACGAAGGUAUUUAAAUUUGUUUCUAUUUAAACAAAAUUUUUAGAUUUAUUUUAUCUAAAAAGAUUUAAUGCUUUUUUGAUGAAAAGUAAACUUAGAUAAGUAGAUGCAUAUAUUUCUAGAUGAAAAUUUAUUGUAUGAAUUGCUUCAUUAUAGAAAGUUCUAGCUAGAGAAAACGUAUAUAUAGAUUAUUAAUUCGUCACAAAUUACAAAAAAAAAACUUUCUAUAAAGAAACUUUUAUUUAGUUCGGAAACAAAUUUUUAGACCUUCUGUUUUUUUUUUAGAGUAUAAAAAAAAUGAAAUGAUAAUAAAAAAUUCCGUUCCCAAACCCUUGAGUGUGAGAGUGGUCUUAUAAAUAAAUAAAAAAAAUAUUUAGGACGAAUUUAGUAUUUGAGCAUUCCUCUGGUGGCCGCGACAAAAAAAAAACGUAGUUUUUCAGUAAUUUAUUUAUAAAUAAUUAAUUCCGUACUGAGAAGAUUGAUUUUCAAACGAUUUUUAUUUUUUUUUGAUUACGCUAAAAAUUUACAUCGUGGAUUGAAUUUGGGGCUGAUCAUAUUCAUUGUUGUUUUUAGCAAACUUGUAUCAUAAUAUUUAGUGUGAAAGCCAUUUAAAAAAAAAUUCAGUCAUUCCAAAGUAUUUAAUUUUAAAAUUGAGAU
Messenger RNA from Chrysoperla carnea, 6365 nucleotides. RefSeq names its product clathrin heavy chain (gene Chc). Gene Ontology annotation, molecular function: clathrin light chain binding; structural molecule activity. Bases 418 to 5451 code for a protein of 1677 amino acids. Gene Ontology annotation, biological process: intracellular protein transport; receptor-mediated endocytosis. NCBI's taxonomy places the organism in Eukaryota, Metazoa, Arthropoda, Insecta, Neuroptera, Chrysopidae. Gene Ontology annotation, cellular component: clathrin coat of trans-Golgi network vesicle; clathrin coat of coated pit; clathrin complex. The transcript has 6 exons. The record is from RefSeq and is a predicted model, not a curated record.